Messenger RNA from Didymosphaeria variabile, 1233 nucleotides. RefSeq lists its product as uncharacterized. NCBI's taxonomy places the organism in Eukaryota, Fungi, Ascomycota, Dothideomycetes, Pleosporales, Didymosphaeriaceae. The record is from RefSeq and is a predicted model, not a curated record. The transcript has 3 exons. The coding region runs from base 1 to 1233 and encodes 410 amino acids. Gene Ontology annotation, molecular function: oxidoreductase activity, acting on paired donors, with incorporation or reduction of molecular oxygen; iron ion binding; heme binding.
AUGUACGACAUGUUUCGCAGCGGCAACGGUUCAUACAAUAUCUUUAGCACUCGCGACCUGGAUUUCCACGCGCGACAUCGCCGGCUCCUCUCCGGGCCGAUUUCAGAGGCCAACUUGAAGAGUUUCGAGCAUAUCGUACAGGCACGAGGAGAUUUGGCCGUUGAGAAGAUUGGGCUGGCAAUGAAGAGAUACGGAGCGGCGGAUGUGAUGAAAUGGUGGAUGUUCUUCAGUACCGAUGUCAUUGGAGAGUUGACUUUUGGGGAUAGUUUUCGAAUGUUGGAACAAGGCAAGGUAGACUCACCUGCCCUUAGGGGGACUAGAAGUCUUACUCGGGCAUCGGCUAACGCAUCGUUCCGCCAGGUAAACCAAUACGCACGCGACCUUCAGAAAGUAGCCGUCCAAGGCGGUAUUCGCGUUGCCUUCCCCAAAGUCGUAAAGCUUGCAUCGUAUCUCCCACUUCCGCUCUUCAGCGAGACCUAUGCCGCGUCGCAACGGAUGCGCUCCUACGCCGAAGAGUCCAUCCGUCGCUACGAAAGGAUGGUAGCAGCGGAGCCGAACAACCCCAAACCUACACUUUUCAGCAAGCUUUUCAAAGCUGGUGAAGAGACAAUGUCCCCGCCUGAGCUCGUAGCCGAUUCGCAGGCCUACAUAACUGCCGGCAGCGAUACGACGGCGCAUAGCUUAACGUAUCUGACGUGGGCGGUCUGCCGAGAUGAGAGUAUCAAGCCGAGACUUGUUAAGGAACUUGAAACUCUGCCCGAUGGAUAUCGGGAUGAGGAUCUGAAAGUGCUACCGUACUUGAACCAGGUCAUUCAGGAAACGCUGAGAUUGUAUGCUGCUGCGCCGGCGUUGUUGCCGAGAGAGAUACCAACAGGUGGAUGCGAGGUUGAUGGUUACUGGAUGCCUGGCGGAACGGUGGUUCAAACUCAGGCAUACAGUAUGCAUAGAGACCCUACAGUGUAUUCGGAGCCUGAACGCUUCAACCCCUCGAGAUGGGAGUCGCCCUCGAAAGAAAUGAAAGAUGCUUGGAUGCCCUUUGGCGGUGGAGCUCGAAUCUGUAUCGGACUACAUCUGGCCCAGCUGGAGCUUCGAAUUGCGACUGCGAAGUUUUUCCGGGCAUUUCCAAAUGCGAAGGUGUCGAGACUGGAUGGAUUUAACAAUGAUGAUAUGGAGCAGGUUAUCUACUUUCUAAUGUACCCCAAAGGAAAACGUUGCCUCAUCCAAGCGUUAUAA